AUUUGAAAUUCAGAAUAUAAAGUUAAUUAGUUGAUGUAAUGUAAUUAGUAAAGAGAAAUACUGCCUGGUAAACAGAUUCUGAACAAUACACCAGAAAUCAUUCAGAGGAAGUGUGCAACAAGUAUUAGUCUUCAAAAGGAAGUUGAUGGUGUGAAUAUUUCUGUUGUGGAAAGUAAACCUUACUGCUUUUGUUCAAUAUUUCUUUAAGAGUCCACUUCUUCCAGAAGUGUUCUUUUAAGCAUACUCAUUUAUUGAACUUUUGGGGAAGAGCCAACAUAGAAGGAGGGCGAACACUCAAAACAAAUUGCAUUUAAAACAUCCUUUGAUGUAUUCAUCUGGCUCUAAAAAGCUUAUAUUGAAAGUGAUUUUAUCUAACCAAGUCGCUGAGAUCAUAUGCUUCUGAGCGCCUUCUAAUUUAGCUAAAAAUAGUGACUUACAUCAAAUAAGAGUCUUUGUCCUUUUUCUUUCUUUGGCUUUGUCUUUACUAUAUUACUUUGGGGGCAGGAGUUAGCAGAUUUUAUUUUAUCGCUUCUAACAUGUAACUUCUAGUCUGAGUGAUUAUUUUUUUAUUUCUAUAUCGGUUGAGUCAGUUAUGCUUUCUAUAUAUCUCUGAAGCAGCCUAAGAGAUUUAGGCUCUGAUUCAGGAAAGUGCUGGAGUAUAUAGCUGAGUAUGAUGCUGACAGCAAUUUCCUGGAUCAGAGCAGUGAAAGGGAAUGGAUGAUCCUUUGUUAUUUUUGGUCUAUUUUUAUUUCAGAUGUGUUGUGUUAGGCAUAGAAUUAUCGUCUUCUUCCUAUGUUGCAAUUUAGUCUUGAUAAACUGCAACUUCUCAGUAACAUUCCUGCCCAGUGACUCAUAGCAGAUGUAAGCCUCAGCUCUACAGAAUUUAAUAGCAAAAACAAUCGCUGCCUGGGAAGGGCUCUGGAAUUCUUUGCAUCAGCUUAAGAAGAUUUAACAACUUUGAGUUCUGUCCAGAGGGUAAAGGGUUGACAGCUCAGCGAAUCUCAUGCCACUGCAACUGUGGGAUCAGAUAAACUAAGGGAGUUUAUACCUGCUGAGAAAUUGACUCAAAGGUACAAGGUACUGCCCCUUCCAGGAUCAGCACUGCUCACUGUCUUCUGCCUUGUCUGGGUCUCCCUGCUGGGCAGCGACAGAAGCAGAGAAACGCUGUUAGCUUCCAAAGAAUGAAGAUUUUGGUAAUGAUUGAUUUUGUCCUUGCAGCUAGCUUGAUGGAUGUCACUGGCAGCUCUAAACUUACAGAAUGGUAUCAGCCUUCCAGACAGAAGAAAUAAAAUAAAUAAAUCACUGCAGCAAGAAAGUGACAAGAAACAUUUUGGUGUGAGUGUUCAUGGAAAACAGGAUGUACAGAACUGUUUUCAAGAGCAGAUAAAACUUCAGGGCCAAGUCAGGCUUCUGGAACAUCGUGUGGAACAGCAGCAGUUAAAAAUUAUACAGCUUUUAGAGAAGAAAGAGAUUCAGUACAGUGACAGAGGAGAUGAAAACAGUGUCAUUGACUUGGAAGGAAAAAGACAGUAUUCAGAUUGUGCAGAAAUCUACAAUGACGGCCAUAAGCAAAGUGGAUUUUAUAAGAUGAAACCUAUCCAGAGUCCUACUGAAUUCCUUGCCUUCUGUGACAUGUCUGAAGGGGGUGGUUGGACUGUUUUUCAGAGACGUUCUGAUGGGAGCCAGAAUUUUGAUAGAGUCUGGACUGACUAUGAAGAAGGCUUUGGAAAUUUUGUUUUGACAAAUGGUGAAUAUUGGCUUGGAAAUAAAAAUCUUCAUUAUUUGACUAAUCAAGGGAACUAUACUUUAAGAAUAGAUCUAACUGAUUUUGAGGGAGAACGGCGUUUUGCACAAUAUGCAAGAUUCAGCGUUGCAGGUGAAGAGCAUUCUUAUGAGAUGAAUUGUGGAGAAUACUCUGGUACAGCUGGUGAUUCUCUUACUGGUGGAUUUCAUCCUGAAGUAAAAUGGUGGGCUGAUCAUCGAGGAAUGAAAUUCAGUACUAGAGACAGGGAUAAUGACAACUAUGAAGGGAACUGUGCUGAAGAGGAAAAGGCUGGCUGGUGGUUUAACAGGUGUCACUCUGCCAACUUGAACGGUUUGUACUAUAGAGGCCCCUAUACUGCAAUGACGGACAAUGGGAUUGUUUGGUACACUUGGCAUGGGUGGUGGUAUUCUCUGAAAUCCGUUGUCAUGAAGGUCAGACCAGCAGAUUUUGAACCUAAUAUUGUUUAAGUAUUUUAUUAAGACGAUUUAUCUUUUAUCAAAUCAAUCCAAAUUAAAAGAGAUGGGCAGA
This is a messenger RNA of Falco peregrinus (peregrine falcon), 2293 nucleotides long. It is a transcript of the gene FGL1, whose product is annotated as fibrinogen like 1. The record is from RefSeq and is a predicted model, not a curated record. Lineage: Eukaryota; Metazoa; Chordata; Aves; Falconiformes; Falconidae. The coding region runs from base 1231 to 2232 and encodes 333 amino acids. Gene Ontology annotation, biological process: regulation of immune response; negative regulation of T cell activation. The transcript is spliced from 10 exons.